Molecule: messenger RNA, 2651 nt
Organism: Sinocyclocheilus rhinocerous
Lineage: Eukaryota; Metazoa; Chordata; Actinopteri; Cypriniformes; Cyprinidae
Gene: adra2b
Product: adrenoceptor alpha 2B
Exons: 1
Coding region: 391-1920 (509 amino acids)
Biological process (GO): G protein-coupled receptor signaling pathway
Cellular component (GO): plasma membrane
Molecular function (GO): alpha2-adrenergic receptor activity; epinephrine binding
Source: RefSeq, a predicted model, not a curated record
UUGAAUCUAUGAAUUAAAUGUAAUCUAUCCGACAUCUAAUUUAUUUGAUGCCUGCAUUUUAAAUCAAGUUGCACGUUUCCAUAAUUAUUCCAUAAACCAGAUGAAGCUUAUUCCAAAUUUGACGCAAAGUAAUAAACUACCAACACUCGACGAGAUGUGACAUAACAAUGGCUGACAUAAUCUUUAGCUCAGUAAACGAUGUAUUCAUUCGUUUAUACGUAAGAUCGUUUAUUUAAUUUCAACCAAACAUAUUUUACUAAGUUCUUAGAAGCGAAAAAAGCAGCUAAACGAGAUUAUUCAAUUUAUUCUGGCCACAUUCGGAUUACUAAUAGUCCACAUUCGGAUUACGAUUAGUCCACGUGCACCCUCAGUUGCCGCGCUUUGGCAGUCAUGGCAAGCGCGUGCUCUACCGGCACGGGUCUGCAUGGCCACAACAUUAACGGCACCGGAGUCACGUCUUCACCGACUUGCAACCAGAGCAUGAUAAAACUCCCUCCGUACACUCAAGAAGCCACAGCAGCCUUUGCAACAGCCAUCACGUUGAUGAUUCUUUUUACAAUUGUUGGCAAUAUUCUGGUCAUCAUCGCUGUUUUAACCAGCCGCUCGCUUAGAGGACCCCAGAACCUCUUUUUGGUCUCCCUUGCAGCCGCGGACAUUUUGGUGGCCACCCUCAUCAUCCCAUUUUCACUGGCCAAUGAACUGAUGGGCUACUGGUAUUUCCGCUCUGUAUGGUGUGAGAUUUACCUGGCGCUGGAUGUGUUGUUCUGCACUUCCUCUAUAGUACACCUGUGCGCCAUCAGUCUAGACCGCUACAUGUCUAUCUCACGCGCCGUCACGUACGGUGCACAGCGGACGCCCAAACGCAUCAAAUGUGCCAUUUUGGUGGUGUGGCUGAUCUCAGCAGUCAUCUCCUUCCCACCGCUACUCUCCAUGAACAAGAACAAAGGUGGCGCCGAUUCAGGUGGGCUGCCACAGUGUCAGCUCAACGAUGAGCGCUGGUACAUCCUGUACUCUACUAUCGGUUCCUUCUUUGCUCCUUGUCUGAUUAUGAUCUUAGUUUACAUGCGGAUCUACCAGAUCGCCAAGCAGCGCACGAGAUGUCCACCAGGGGAGCCCCGCAAAGAGGUCCCAGCCAAUGCCGCAACCCCUCAGCACAAGGUCCACACGGAGGGUCUACAAAACGGAAGAGGAGAUGAAACGCCCUCUACCUUGCAGAAAAAACCCAGGCCUCCGACACUGGCCGUGUCCCAAGUGGAGUCCGCCCAGCAAGCGGCGAGCCCCCCAAUCUCCAACAAACAUCUGCAACCCCUUUCGACAACCCUGACGCCGACCACGCCGUGCCCGUCCCCGUCUCCUUCGAAUUCAUCCGAAAUGGCUCCUAAUAAACCUAAUAAAGAGGGGAAAAAGGCGAAGAAGACCAUGAAACAGCCCGACAAUAAUAACGGAGAGAGCAUGAGCUCUGACUCAGACACCGAGCAAGGUGGGAGGGGGUUAGAGGUCCCUUGCACCCCAGGCGUGACACCCAGUGGCAUCCAUUCUCCCGCCUCCAUCCAGAAAUACAGAGACACGAUUGCCACCGCCAAAGGUGCCAAGCUAGUGACCCGGAAGAUGAAGCAGGAAGGAACGCCCAACUCCGCACGGCGCAAAGCAAUGGUGAACCGAGAGAAGCGCUUCACCUUUGUGCUGGCGGUGGUAAUUGGCGUCUUUGUCAUCUGCUGGUUCCCUUUCUUCUUCUCGUACAGCCUACAAGCUGUGUGCCCGGAGACGUGCACCCUGCCAGAGCCGCUCUUUAAGUUCUUCUUCUGGAUCGGCUACUGCAACAGCUGCCUCAACCCGGUCAUCUACACCAUCUUCAACAAAGACUUCCGCAGAGCCUUCAAAAAGAUUCUCUGCAAGAACACCAAAGGCACAUUCUUCUGAAGCUCCUGAGGUGGAUCAUCUCCUCAGACAACAAAUAUGCGGUUAUUCAGAACACAGACUAAAAAAAGCACAAUAACGGUGCUGUUGCGAUGUAAACGAAGGGCUUUUUGUGCUGCCCGGUGAGCUGAGGACACCAUGCUACUCAAAUGACUCCAGGUUACCGCCUCAGGCAUUGGAUUCCUGGUAUUUGUGUUAUAAAAUGGGGCUAAUCCAAAAAUAUUCACAGACUUUGACAAAUCAAGGCUGAACACAAAAGAACUUACUAGGACUAUCGCACACCUGCAAGGACAAGCGACAUGGAGGUCAGUUACAAAGGUUAUUGUAUUUUUUUUUUUCUGUUAUCUCGCCUUUCUAAGAGCACCAGGCCUUGGAGAUACAGCAAACAUGGAUUUCUCUAAGGAUUUCAGAGGUACACCAUUCAGAAUCUUUACGUACAGCUUUUCCAUGCUGAUUGGUCUACCAAUGCCUACGCAGCAUUACUUUUGAGGAACAAAGACAUGAAAUACUCCUGUGGAAAUCCUAACCAGGGGCAAUGUGCAUGAAACGAGCUGACGCAAGUUUCUCCGAUCGAACAUUAAGGCUUCUAGUUAGGACCACUGGGGAGAUUUUCUGCCAUGCUGUGAUGCAGAAAGCCUCUGUGAAUACAGAACACCUGUCAUGGAUGGAAGCCUUUCUGUCUCUUUGCAUCUUGGACUGGUUGCCAGCAGGCUUUUAGAUAACAAAAUGUUUAU